AUGCACCGGCUUAUGGGAAAGUUCGGCGAUGCCGUUCGGCUGUCCGCUAGACAAUGGAGUGUGAGCGGCGAGAUCCAGCGGAAGCGCCGGCGGAGGAGAGUGGAGGCCAAGGGACAGUUGGCACGUGCGCGGGCAGGUGGCUACCUACCGGGGCAGAGUAUCAAGAUGUCGCGGUCGAACUACACACAGGUGCCGGUGCCCUUUGCGCACACCCCCAUCUCCCACGGCGCACAUCCUUUGUCCCCGGUCGAGAGACGCGAACUACCAUCCGUGCGCCUCACUUUAAAGGAUAUAAGGAUAUCCUUAAUACCACAU
Molecule: messenger RNA, 315 nt
Organism: Iphiclides podalirius (scarce swallowtail)
Lineage: Eukaryota; Metazoa; Arthropoda; Insecta; Lepidoptera; Papilionidae
Source: the annotation of a GenBank genome assembly